Messenger RNA from Hipposideros armiger (great roundleaf bat), 4858 nucleotides. RefSeq names its product Bardet-Biedl syndrome 12 (gene BBS12). The coding region runs from base 374 to 2512 and encodes 712 amino acids. NCBI's taxonomy places the organism in Eukaryota, Metazoa, Chordata, Mammalia, Chiroptera, Hipposideridae. The record is from RefSeq and is a predicted model, not a curated record. The transcript has 3 exons. Gene Ontology annotation, biological process: chaperone-mediated protein complex assembly; photoreceptor cell maintenance. Gene Ontology annotation, molecular function: ATP binding.
UUAAGCGGAACUUUCCGUCUGGUUUCCUAGCGACCAGACCCAGCGGCCGGGCCCGCGCUCCUCGGCGCUCUUCGCACAUGCGCAGACUGCGGGCGGGGAGGGGGGCGUCUUCGCCCGCGGCUCUUCAGCGUCCCUGUGUCUCCUGGAACCUGUCUGACCGGGGAAAGCCGAGGACUGGAGCCUCCUGUGGGGAUGGAGAAAAGAGUGGGGUUAGUGGCGAGGUGCUUCCAGCGGCUGUUCAGUGUUUGGUGGAGACGUGGGGAGCCCUUGUUUGGUUUUCUUACCGCUUCGCUCCGGGAAAGGCUACCCCAGGGAAAGCUUGGAGUAGAGAGAAUUGGAUUUCAUCAAGAUUAGUGUUGCAAGACGAUGCUUUAUGGUGAUGGCUUGCAGGGUCAUAAACAAAAGGAGGCACGUGGGACUUCAACAACUUUCAUCAUUUGCAGAAACAGGAAGAACUUUCCUUGGCCCAGUAAAAUCAUCCAAAUUCAUUAUAGACGAAGAGCGUCAUGACAGUGUGUUAGUCAGUUCGACCAUGAGGCUUCUUGAAAAUUUGGAUUUGUCCAGUGCUGUGGGACAGCUCCUCAGCGAAGCAGUGCAAGCACAGAAUAACGCAUACGGAACGGGGACCAGCACCCUCCUGUUUCUCGCCGGCGCGUGGAGCAGGGCAGCCGAGCAGUGUCUGCACCUGGGCGUCCCGGUCUCCUCCGUCGUGUCUGUGAUGUCAGAAGGCCUGAACUCCUGCAUUGAGGCGGUCUCUUCCCUUCAGAUACCUGUCCUCAAUGCAUCUGACCACGCAGACGACGCCCAGACGUUUCCUGGACUUCACUCACAUAGUGUCACUUUUUGUCCCUUUCUACCAAUCCCUGCAGACACUGGUUUGGUGCAGAAAGAGAACGAUCUCGGAGAUGCCUCUCCAUCAGUGACCAUUUCCAGUCUUCCUGGGAGACCUGUUAAAUCAGCUGACCUGCUUAGAACCCAGUCUAAGGAGGAAGCUGAUGAAAACACGUCACACACUCCGCAGACUCUGAGCAACAGUCUGCGUGCAGACACCCGCUGCAGAAAGUCAGUACUAAUCCACAGCAGGCAUUUUAAUAGGGUGGGUGAGAAUCAAUGGACAAGCAAACCAGAUGGGUUUCUAGAACAUCAGCGUGUGGCUACGCCCCGCACUCACAAAUGUAAGGACGUGGCAGAGCUGGAGGCGGGUCUGAGCCACGGAGAUGGCAGCAGCAUGAAACUAGUAGACGCAGCCGCGCAGCUGCAGUGCCUGAAGGCGGGUGUGCAGCGAGGCCGCAGGGCCGCCCCGGGGACGUUCGACAUUUCAGGAGUCUUCACCUGCUGUUUGCCGGGCUUACCCGAAACUUGGUCUUGCGUCUGUGCAGGCUACGUCACUGUUGUUUCAGUGUCCAGUGCUGCUCUGAUCGAGGAAUUACAGAGCCAGCCUCUGCGGGUAACUCUCAUCGAGGGCGACCUCACAGAGAACUACCGCCACCUGGGGUUCAAUGGAGCUGCCAAAGUGAGAACAGAGCUGGAAGGCGUGGCGGCUCACCAAGCCCGCUCAGAAGUACUGUGGACAGAUCAGGUACUACAGGUCCUAGACAAGUUCAACGUGAAGCUCGUCCUGGUGCGAGGAAGUGUGUCUGAACCCUUGAUUGAGAAAUGCAUCCGCAGUAAGCGGCUGGUGAUUGGGUCAGUGAAUGGCGGUGCAAUGCAGGCUUUGGCGGAAGCUUCCAGAGCAGUGCGAGUGGCCUACAUUACCCAAGUGACGGAAGACUGUGUGGGCAGCGGGGUCCGUGUGGCCUUCUGGAGACGCGUUCCCGCGGGGGUCGAUAGGGUCAGCAGCAUGGCAGUCGUGCUGCAAACAGAAGGAAUGGAUUUGGUUACAGCAGUGCUCACUGGCCCAGUCUCUGCGCAGAUGCAGACCAAGGAAGACAGAUUCUGGACGUGCGCGCGUCGUCUGCAUUGUGCUCUGAAAGAGCAAAAGGUCUUCCUUGGAGGCGGUGCCGUGGAAUUUCUGUGCCUCAGCCAUCUUCAAAGCCUCGUGGGGCAGCCUGUGAAUAAAGGAAACCAAGCCAGUUCGGGAGGGCUUCCUUACACUUCCUCUUGGCUGGCUUCAUCCCUGGCACUACACAGACCGACGGUGCUCAAGUGCUUGGCACGCGGCUGGCACCAGUACCUCUCAACCCUCCUAUGCAACACCGCCCAUUCCUCCUCAGAAUUUGAAGCCAGCGCAUUCAUUCAACACCAUCUACAAAGUGCCACAGACUCUGGGUCGCCUGCAUCCUACAUCUUGAAUGAAUAUAGUAAACUAAAUAGUGGAAUUUUUAAUUCAGGCAUUUCGAAUAAAGUGGAACAGAUUCCAAGAGUUUAUGAUGUUGUUACACCAAAGACGGAGGCCUGGCGCCGAGCUCUGGACUUAGUACUGUUAGUACUUCAGACAGACAGUGAGAUUAUUACUGGGCUUGGACACACACAGCUAACAUCACAGCAAGCAGAGGGCUUUUUACUUUUGUAGUGCUGUUGGCUAAGCCUGUGGGAAGUAAUCUUUUGUGAUAUGUCAUGCUAGCAAGUUUUCCAGUAGUCAAGUCAUAGUGCCUGAAAUGCUGGCUGUUACCAAGAAGAACAUGAUUGACAUCCGUCAAUAACUAUGCAGGGUCUGGGCUUUCACCAUAUUUACAAGCUCACAAGUUAGCCUGUUACUGUUUUGUGGGAUGCUACGGAAUACACGGCACACUUUGGUCAGGGACUUUUAUGAUUCAUAGCAAAGCAGUCAUCAGGGUUCGUGUUGGUUUGUCCCACAAGAGCGACACAAAGUCCCAAAUGGCCUGCACACAUCGUGUGGGUUGUGUUACAGGAGAGGAAUGCUGAGCUCGGGAUAGUCAUUUGCUUUUAUAAUAAGCAGAAGCAAUCCUGUUCUUUGUCCAGGGGGAGUUGUUACUUCAUGUCUCACAGUUGAUCAGUGUAAAACACAAGCCUGAGACAUGGACUCAGUACAGAUAGGUCAGGGCCUUGCAUUCGUGGCUGCCCAGAAAGCACGCAGUGUUGCUCAGGGCACAUAACGGGUCGCCUCUUCCAACAGUUCAUUCCCCAACCUGACACAUUCGUGGCCAAACUUGAAUUUUCGUGUCAGUAUGCCACUCGCUCUAUUAGCUGUUCUGAUUGAUCUGACAAGCAGGUGGUUUAGUCAAUACCAAAUCCAUUCGAUUGGUCUGAUAAACCAAUUAGUUAAGGCUAUGUCAACAGACAGAACAGCAGGAUGAAGCCAGUCUGCAAUACUGACCUCACUCAUGUACCUCAGGGUCUUGGAUUUACUUAACUGUGAAUUCCAAGGACCAGCAGAUGUUUUCAUUAGCCAGAAUGUAGUCCAAGACCUAUUAUCCAUUAUGACCCACACAGGGGAGUUUUGACUGCCUUGCUGAUCUUUGGUGCCAUUGCCAAAAAUUACAGGAGGCAAGAGAUGGGCCAAAAAGCAACCCCACCCCUAAUGGAGAGGUCCUUCCGUGGCCCGUUUUCCCCACGUACAAGCACAUAACCCCAAGGCCCAGGCCACUCGCCUUCAGGACUUCUUGUUAAACCUGAUUUGAAUCACACUAUAUGGAUAUGAUUAAGUCACAGAGAUAGUGUCACCAAGUAGUUGAAGCCACAGUUGCCAUACAUGGCAAAAUCCAAAGCGAUUCAGACUUCAGAGAAGCACGUGAUUCGUUGGAUUGAAGCUGUGUUGUCCUGGCCGUGUGUUUGCACAUGCUCACAUCUGGGCGUUGCCACUGGUGUCAUCGCAUGCUGCCUGCAGUACUGAAUACGAGUCUCAAUAAGGUGUUGAGUCUCCUUUUUGGUGGUGCGAGGUCAGGGAGACAGCAUUUGUUUGUGUGACUCACGGGGGGAAUUGAGGGUUGUGACUGUCCAGGUGAUCUUGAGAAACUUGACUUGGCAAACAGGGUUCUGAAUUUCUGUCAGAGUUUAUCAGCCACUCCUCCAGGUAGACAUAAAUAACACAGUCAGGUAGAUAAUGGCCCUAGUCUGGACCAUCGAGACAGGCUCCUAGCUCGUUAACACCAGGAUGUCAUCUAGAUGGUACCCCUGUAUCCACAGAGGAUAAGCUCCAAGACCCCCAGUGAAUGCCGGAAGUCACAGAUGCUACUGAACCCUGUACAUUCUUUGUCCUUAGAGCAGCUGAGGUCGGAGUAGAGGGUGAAGGAGGUAUGGAGCUGUACAGGCAGGAGCAGCUUCAUGCUGGCAAACAGCGCUCUGCCCGUGCUUUGGCUUUCAUCAGCUGCCCAGCUUGUGCUGAAUGCACUUGUGUCUUCCCGUUUGCUCAGUUUUAUUUCCGCGUUGCUGACAGCAUUGUUUGAGCUUUGGGGCCCUUUGAGAGCAGCCACAGCCGCAUUUCUUCUCUGCUGGGGCCGUGGGGUGUGCUGCUUUGUUAUGUUAACCCCCUUCCUGCUCCCACCGUGAGGUACUAGCAUAACACUGGUUCCUUGUGUUCAUCCCAUCUCUCACUGCUUAGCCUCAAACAUCCCUUAGUAGGUAGGACUGUGGGAUGCCAGGGGCUACCUCCUCUUCGCCUUUCCCGCUACUGGAGCGAAAGCAUUCAGUACUGGACCCAGCCUACUGAGGCCCUCGUCUUUUCCAGAAAACCAUAGCUCUGUCAGCCAAAACUGUCAAGAACUGUGCAAAAUCUGAGAUUUCACCCUGUUGACAAGCUAACAAGUUAGACUUAAAAUUUCAUGGGAUGCUACCAUGUUCCAGGCACUCUUCUAAAUUCUUUACAGAUUGUAUGACUCUGCUAGGGCUUCCAUAACAAAGUACCACACACUGGGGGGCUUAAACAACAGACAUUUCUCACAAUUCUGGAGGCUGGAAG